UUUGCUGCCUGACGGUCAGUGAAGCUUCAGCCUGCAGACACGAUGAGGACGGCUCUGCUUCUCCUCCUGCUGCUGAGCGCCUGCCAGACGUCCACCCGCAGUCCAGUGUCGGUGACCAUCACUCCCAGCUGGUCUCAGUUUUUUGAAUAUAAGAAAGUGUCUGUGAGCUGUGAUCGUCCUACGUGGACGGUGUGGAGAUACACCAUCAACCCAUUGAGGAUGUCCCAGUGCGGCGAGGGCUGGGGUGACCCAACCGCCUCCGCCUGCAUCAUGGAGACGGUGAAGGUGUCGGACAGCGGCGUGUACUGGUGUGAAUCCAAACACAGAGACAGCAGCAGGGUGGUCAACAUCACCAUCACUGAUAAGAAGCUGAUCCUGCAGAGUCCCGUCCUCCCAGUGGCCGGCGAUGACGUCACUCUGCGCUGCACAAAAAACGGGUCCUCCGGCCCCCCGGCUGAUUUCUACAAAAACGACAUCUUAAUUGGGAGAGGGCCUAAAGGUCACAUGACCAUCCACCGUUUCUCCAAGUCUGACGCAGGCGCCUACAAAUGUAAGAUCGGCGCCGACGAGUCUCCCCUCAGCUGGCUGCAGAUUAGAGAUGACUCUGCGGCGGCCGCGCUGACGGCGUCCCCGGACUCGGCUCAGCUGUUCGAGUAUAAUAACCUGAAUCUGAGCUGCAGGGACGACAGCGGCGCUCAGGGCUGGAAGAUCAUGAGGUCGACGGCCUCCGGUGGGAAGAUCUCCAGCUGUGGACAGGAGUGGGGGGAUGUGAAGUCCUCUGACUGCAUCUUCUUUACGGCCAAGCAGCCUGACAGCGCCACCUACUGGUGCGAGUCUCCUGCACGGCAGCGGAGCAACUCUCUGGACAUCGCUGUCCACGAUAAAAACGUGAUCCUGCAGAGUCCGCUCCUCCCUGUGACGGAGGGGGACGACGUCACUCUGACCUGUCGGGCAAAGACGUCCUCCAGCGUCUCUGCUGAUUUCUAUAAAGACGGCGUCGUCAUCAGGAACAAAUCUGCAGGUCACAUGACCAUCCGUAAUGUUUCCACGUCUGAUGAAGGCCGCUACAAGUGUCGCAUCCGCGACGUCGGAGAGUCUUCACCCAGCUGGCUGUUUGUCCGAGUCUCUCCAGUUCCUCAGGCUGCAGCUCCGUCCUCUGAAGACUCCACCUGGUCUGUGCUGAGGGUUUUACGCCACCUGCUGGUCUUCUGUCCAUACUGCGUCUCCACCGUCCUCAUGGUGUCUGUUUACUGCCACAGGCCUGCAGGUAACACUCACCUGCUGAAAAAUCUAAAUAUUCGACACACAAAAUAUCGACCUGAUGAACUGAUCAGUGUUUCCAUCACAGCAUGCUUCAUUUUUGACCCUUUGAAACCUCAGCAAAUUAGGUUUUAUUUCUUCAGAAACAUUGGAGGAAGGCAAAAAGCAGCUUAAUAAGACAUGGCCCCAAAAAUGAGUUACAAGAAGAGUACCUGAA
This is a messenger RNA of Plectropomus leopardus (leopard coralgrouper), 1477 nucleotides long. Lineage: Eukaryota; Metazoa; Chordata; Actinopteri; Perciformes; Serranidae. The record is from RefSeq and is a predicted model, not a curated record.